Molecule: messenger RNA, 1266 nt
Organism: Puccinia triticina
Lineage: Eukaryota; Fungi; Basidiomycota; Pucciniomycetes; Pucciniales; Pucciniaceae
Exons: 2
Coding region: 1-1266 (421 amino acids)
Source: RefSeq, a predicted model, not a curated record
AUGCCAACUAUUCUAGAUCUUCCGAGGGAAACAAUCGAGCUGAUAUACAAACACCUGAUCACGACACCCACCCAAUGGCUGCAUGUGACCUAUCCGAAUGCCCUUGCCAGCAGUACAGCGGCUUGCUUGCGACUGGUUUGUCGACAAUGGGCGGAAUGGCUAUAUGAACAUCAUCUCUACCGCGGAUUGAAAUUCAGUAGCGCUGAUCGAACAGAAGCCUUUGUCAGGCACAUAUACGGUCGGCCACCCUCUCUUCCACGAGCUAGAUGUCAACACUUGGUCAUCGACCGUAUCUGGGCAGUCCAUCCUCCCCCGAACGCAGGACAACAAGACAUGAUGGAUUCGGAGAUUCUCCAAUACUUGAUCGACCUAUUUUCUGACACGAUCAUCACGCUGGAUCUGCAAUUCGUCGACUAUCCCUCGCUUUACCUCGAAGACAUGGCAGCCAUUGGCCGGAUUGAAAAUCUACGUGAUCUUCACAUAGAUAUCUCAAGCACUCCCUCGGGGGACCAACUGUGGCCUUCAACCCACCCGGAAAUCUUUAACGACUUGAUGGUGGCAACUCAAGGCGUAAAUUCACUAGUUUUGGACAUCCAGCUUGCACUGCCCGAAGUACCUGAACCCGGUCUUUGGAAAGACAAGCGAUAUCCAGCAAUCACUCAUCUGGGCCUCAAUAUGAUAGUGCAACAACCAACACACAUGCUACGCCUCGUCAUGGCAUUCAAAUCAAGUCUCAAAGCGCUUUCAAUUAUAGCUAACGGUAGUGGUCCACCUGAAGAAACUUCCGUUUUCUAUGCUGCGCACGGUCUCGAUUACGAUGCAAUAGCCGAUCAGCAAAUUAUCAGUUUGGGUUUGGAACCCUUUCGCCUUCGACGGGUGUAUGAGUACAUGAAAGAGACCUUAGAAGGUCUUAACGUUUCAUCCUCCCACAUUUUAAGUGAUAGUCUUGACCUCAAGUUCACCAAACUACGAGUUUUUGCAGUUGGCUUUUGGGCGAAUUCAAUCACCAAUUACCUUAGCCGGGAUAUCUUCACCCAGGCUCCAAUCGAGGUUCUAGCCAUUGAUGCUCAGUCAGCCUUCGAGGACUGCGAGGCCAAGUUCGUCGGGAAUCCGCUUGCAAAUCUCCCCCAGUUGAAAAAACUCGUUUUCAUGGAAGCUCGCUCGGAUUAUUCGGCACCCCAAAAGUUCCUUGAUGCUUGUGACGCUCUUGGGGUGAAAGUUGUUUACAUCGAUCAUUGUCAACUGCCACUCAUCAUGAAUUUAUGA